UGUCGCGAGAGUGGUACUGCCAUUUUUCUCUGGCUUGUCACUGAACAGAAGGGCAUAGGAAAGGCAGUGGGGUGUCUUAUAACAUAUAUCUCUUUGUGAUUGAUUUUUAAAACACCCCCACUAUGCUUUCCCGGAUAGCACUACUGUCUGCUGCAUCAUUGAAGAGUUCAGGUCCAUUCAGUGUUGGUUUGUUGCAUGCAUGCAGGUCCUUUCAUACCGCUCAGCCGUGCCAGGCUCCAGUACCUCCUCUCCCUGAAAAAUCAGGACAAGUUCGACAUGGUAUUAUUCCUGAGGAAUUUUUUCAGUUUUUGUACCCCAAAACAGGCGUUACAGGGCCCUACAUGUUUGGCACUGGUCUUCUGCUGUACCUCUUGUCAAAGGAAAUUUAUGUAAUCAAUCAUGAAACUGUUGUAGCUGCAUCCGUGCUCACUGUCCUGAUUUAUGGUGUUAAGAAGUAUGGGGCCCAAGUAGCUGCGUUUGCUGACAAAUUAAAUCAAGAAAAAGUUGCUAAAGCACAGGAAGUCAAAGAUGGCGCAGUUAAUGCGCUACAGCAGGCUGUGGAAAAUGAGACUAAGGAACAGUGGCGUGCUGAGGGUUGUCAUUACUUGUUUGAUGCUAAACGGAAUAAUGUAGCUAUGAUCUUGGAAAGCAACUACCGAGAGAGGCUGCUUAUGGUUUACAAUGAAGUAAAGAAACGUUUAGACUACCAGAUAGCUUUACAGCACUUGCAGCGUCGCAAAGAACAGGAACACAUGAUCAACUGGGUGGUGAAGAAUGUUGUACAAAGCAUCACACCCCAACAGGAAAAAGAAAGCAUUGCUAAAUGCAUCACAGACUUAAAGCUGUUGUCAAAGACCGCACAAGUGUAGAACAGUUUGAUAUCCGAAUGAGAAUUCAUGAAAUCAUCUGGAACUCGCUCAAUAAGAUCGCACCCUAAAACUGUUCAAUACCUGUUUAAGCUAUUGCACAUUUCUUAAAUAAAAAUUUCUUUGAAAUGUU
This is a messenger RNA of Protopterus annectens (West African lungfish), 999 nucleotides long. It is a transcript of the gene ATP5PB, whose product is annotated as ATP synthase peripheral stalk-membrane subunit b. The record is from RefSeq and is a predicted model, not a curated record. Gene Ontology annotation, biological process: proton motive force-driven ATP synthesis. Gene Ontology annotation, molecular function: proton transmembrane transporter activity. The transcript is spliced from 7 exons. Bases 123 to 869 code for a protein of 248 amino acids. NCBI's taxonomy places the organism in Eukaryota, Metazoa, Chordata, Ceratodontiformes, Protopteridae.